This is a messenger RNA of Lycium ferocissimum, 837 nucleotides long. RefSeq lists its product as uncharacterized. The coding region runs from base 1 to 837 and encodes 278 amino acids. The transcript is spliced from 3 exons. The record is from RefSeq and is a predicted model, not a curated record. NCBI's taxonomy places the organism in Eukaryota, Viridiplantae, Streptophyta, Magnoliopsida, Solanales, Solanaceae.
AUGAGAUUCGACAAAAAAGGAAAGCUUAGUCCGAGAAAUAUUGGGUCUUAUCAGACUGUUCGUAAAAUAGGCAAGGUUGCCUAUGAAUUAGAUCUACCGUCUGACUUUGAAGCAGUGCAUCCAGUCUGCCACAUGUCAAUGCUUCACAAAUGUAUAGGUGACUCUUCCAGAGUAUUUCCCACAGAUGAUAUCCAGAUGACAGAGAAAUUAUCCUACGAGGAGCAGCCUAUGGUCAUACUGAAUCGACAGGUGAAAAGGUUAUGUGCUAAAGGCGUAGCUUCCGUAAGCAAAGUUGAUGAAAGGAAAAGCUACAGCAGCCCAGAAGGGCAAGGUAGUGGUGAAGAGGGGAUUGAACGGGAGUCUUCUAUGGAUAUAGAGGAGAGUGAACCUCAGGCGAUGCCUCAGAGAAAGAAGAAGGCCAGCAAAAUACGGGACGCUGCGGGGGAAGGCCCGAGCCGAGUAUCCCCAGCCGAGUUAGGGCAUGGCGAGGCUCAGAGCGCUACCCCCUCGCAUGCUACCUCUACUCCAUCAGUUGCUGAAGAGCAUGAUAGAGCUCCAGUCCCUCCGGCUCCUCAGCCUCCAGCUCCUCCCCCUGCUGUUCCAGAUCAGGACUUGCGAGAUGCAGUCCAGUUAUUGACUAGAUUGGUGGCUACUCAGACUCAGCGGCAGGCUGGCCUUCCGGACAGGGCUGUUAGUUCCCGCGUGCGUGACUUUCUUACUUUGGACCCUCCGAUUUUCACGGGGACAAACUCAAAGGAUGACCCUCAGAACUUUGUAGAUCGAAUGGGCCGCGCUUUGAGGGUAAUGCAUGCUUCUGAUAAGAAUCAGUGGAGCUAG